This is a messenger RNA of Parasteatoda tepidariorum (common house spider), 917 nucleotides long. Its product is annotated as techylectin-5A. NCBI's taxonomy places the organism in Eukaryota, Metazoa, Arthropoda, Arachnida, Araneae, Theridiidae. The record is from RefSeq and is a predicted model, not a curated record.
CGCUACAGAUGGUGUAUAGUAGUUACCUAUAAAACGAAAAAUGAAAUACAUUAUAUUCUAGACGGUCAAAAAUUAUUCCACAGUCUUGAUUACAAAAGAAAAAACAUGCACAUUGCUUCUGUUGUCUCAAUUGUUAUAAUUUUGAGCUAUGGAUCUGAAGCUCAUAUGGAUGACUUAAACGAGGAGACAGAUUUGCAGCAAGAUUCUGCUCAACAAAAUGUCAAUAAAGAAUGUGUCUCUUGUCAAAAGCCAGCGGAUUGUGCUGAACUUAUUGAAAACGGCUACGAGGAAAAUGGAGUAUAUGAAAUUUAUCCUAAAAACAGGAACUUACAAUGUUCUUCUAUUGAAGUCUACUGCGAUAUGAAAACAGAUGGCGGAGGAUGGACGGUGAUUCAAAGAAGAGGGGACUUUAAGAGACCAAGGGAUUAUUUUUAUAAAACUUGGGCUGAAUAUAAGGUUGGAUUUGGUGGAUUAAAGAAAGACUUUUGGCUUGGGAAUGACAAUAUUCAUGCCUUGACUUCUCAAAAAAAGUAUACAGUCCGUUUUGAUCUUGGAGCACAUAAUGAGACCGCUUAUGCUGUUUAUGAUAACUUUUGGAUUGAUGAUGAACAUUACAAUUAUACCCUGCACAUAAAUGGUUACAGUGGAACAGCAGGUGAUGCUAUGGAAUAUAUUCAAAACAUGCCUUUUUCAACUAAAGAUCGAAAAAAUAGUCCUGGCUCUACCGACUGCUCUCAGUUGAGGAAAGGAGGAUGGUGGUAUAAUGACUGUGCUAAGGCCAAUUUAAAUGGCUUGUAUAUUGCGGAUGUAGUGUAUGAUAGCAUAACAUGGCUUUAUUGGAAAGAUACAACAACUUUGUCUAGUGUUGAAAUUAAAAUUCGACCUCAUGGUUUUUAAAUAAAAUUUUCAAAAUUGGA